AUGAGUCGCCGUCGCUCAGCCUCGCUCUCGCGCCCAGCGUUCGAGCCACCCGCCGACUUUCGCGGCCCAGACGCUCUCGAUGCGCUCGCUCUUGCCGGUCAAGACGACAGGCCUCGCAGCCGCUCCACCUCGUUCGCGCUCAGGGAUGGCGUCCUCGAAGCUUCAGCGUCGAUACGCGCAGCGUGCGAGGUCGAGGUGCAGGUCGAGCGCACCCGCCCGUUCGUGCGCGUCCCUCGCCCGUCGACUCGUCUCGCGCCUCCUCCCGUCGGUCGACCGGCGCCCAAGCGCAGCAUGACGCGCAUGAUCCCGCUCUCCAUCGACGACCUCGACGACGACAAGGGUCCGGGCGCGAGGAACCCGCUCGAGGACGACACGUUCCGCGAGGGCCUGCGGCUCGCCGGGUACCUGCAAGACCUUGACACGAGCCGCAAGACGAUCAAGGGCCGGUUCGCUCACGCUCUGCAGAAGGAGCAGUUCAAGGAGAACCUCGACGCCUUUCUCGAGGCGCAGGAGGUCAAAGCGCGCGGCGAGUUCAUGAUUCGGUUCCAGGGCCCGCCAGCCGAGGCGCACUCGCCCUACGUCCACCUCUUCGUCACCUCCCUCCCGUCCUCGUCCUCGACCUGCAAGGUCUUUCCCGACUCGGCGACUGGCGCCGACGCAAGCCUGACGACCUGGACCAACCUUCCGGCCUCGGCGUCGGCCGUCUCGGAAUGGGCGGCCAAGGCGCGCAAGUUCUGGCCUGUACGCGUCCAGCUCGAGGGCCCGACCGCGACCGACCUCGUCCCGACGCUCGGCGACGACGACGGCGCAGACCCACGCCUGCGUCGUCGAGUGCGCCGCGACACGUUCCAGCAGGGCGUCGACCUCGACGCCGAGCUCAAGCAGCGCGAGGAGAAGCAGGCGAUCGAGCUGCGCGACAACACGGAGCGCAACGCCCUGCGCGCCGCCGCCUCGCCCGCCCUCACGCUCGACACGACGUCGACGAGCUCUCGUCGGAGCAGCGGCAAGAAGGGUGCGCCCGGCGGCGCCGAGGCUGGCGCCGCGCUCGUGACGCCGACCGACCCGCGUGCGGCGCCGAGCCCGUCGACGCCGACGAGCCCGAGCGUGCUCGCGGCCGUCAAGCUCCUCGGCGAGAGCAUCGUUGCCGAUCCGCGGGUGCAGAGCUUGACGGACACGGUGUCGCGAGGCGCGACGGGCCUGCGCGAGUGGUUCGCGGCGCGUGCGCUGCCGGCGCCGUUCGAGGCCGAGGUCGAGGACGAGGAGGCGCGCGAGCGGCGCAAGAGGGACAAGGAGCGCCGCAGGAGGAAGAGGGAGGAGCGGCGCAAGCGGGAGGAGGAGCAGGAGCCGGACGAGAGCCUCGCGGUCGAGGAGGACGAGAUGCUGAGGGAGAGGGAGGAGCGCAGGAAGCGCAGGGAGGAGCGGCGCCGGCGACGGGCAGCCGAGGAAGAGCAGUGA
This is a messenger RNA of Rhodotorula graminis WP1, 1455 nucleotides long. RefSeq lists its product as uncharacterized. NCBI's taxonomy places the organism in Eukaryota, Fungi, Basidiomycota, Microbotryomycetes, Sporidiobolales, Sporidiobolaceae. The record is from RefSeq and is a predicted model, not a curated record. Bases 1 to 1455 code for a protein of 484 amino acids. The transcript has 5 exons.